AUGAUCAGCAGAAGGCAAAUAGUUAAUCGACUUACAAGAGGAUCACUGCAUAGAGAUGCUAUCUCCAUUGUUGGAAUGCCUAGAAUCGGUAAAACAACUUUGGCUAACAAAGUGUAUGAUGACCCUGAAAUUGUCGGGUACUACCAUACUCGUGCAUGGUGUUAUGUUUCACAAGUAUACACCGAAAGAGACCUCUUGCUUGAAAUUUUGAGCCACAUUAUACAGCUUGUUGAUAAUAUCCAUUCAAUGGAAGAUGAAGAUUUGGAAUUGCUGUUGUGUCAAAGCUUGGGGAGAAAUCAGUACCUUAUCUUUAUGGAUGACAUGUCGGAUAUUGGGGCAUGGGAUGACUUACAGAGCUCUUUCCCAAAUGACCAAAAUGGAAGUACAAUUUUGAUAACCAGUAGUCUCUCUGGUGUGGUUUUCAAAGUCACACUAGAAAGUAAUCUUUUUAAUCUUCGUCCACUCUCUGAUGAUGAAACGUGGGAGUUACAAAGAAUGAAGAUAUUUCCUAAACAAUGCUGCUCUGAGGAACUAUGGGAAGUCGAGAAGGACAAUGCCAGGAACUGUCAAGGGCUGCCUCUUUCAUUUGUUGCAAUUGCAGGUCUCCUUAAAUGGAGAAACAUGAAACCAGAAUCAUGGAAACAAAUUGCACGUAGUUUGAAUCCACUCAUUACCAGUGAUCCUCAGAGACGAUGCAUGCAAAUCUUAGAACUGAGUUACAAGAAUUUGCCAAAUUGGCUCAAAGCAUGCUUUCUUUGCCUUGUAGUAUUUCAAGAAGACGAGGAGAUUUCAGUUCAAAAUUUGACAUGGCUAUGGAUGGUGGAAGGGUGUUGGCACAAAAAAAAUGGGGACAGCGGAAGUAAUUUUGACACAUAA
Coffea eugenioides is the source of this 876-nucleotide messenger RNA. RefSeq names its product putative late blight resistance protein homolog R1B-16. The transcript has a single exon. The coding region runs from base 1 to 876 and encodes 291 amino acids. Lineage: Eukaryota; Viridiplantae; Streptophyta; Magnoliopsida; Gentianales; Rubiaceae. The record is from RefSeq and is a predicted model, not a curated record. Gene Ontology annotation, molecular function: ADP binding. Gene Ontology annotation, biological process: defense response to other organism.